AUGGCCAUGUACCAUCGGGUCCCUACAGUUGUCACAGGGCGCCGGGGCAGGCUGGCGCAUGAAGUCCUAAUAAUAACAAACAGGGCCGACAGGGGUGGUGGCCUCGAGAGCAGCCUCGGGAGGGGCGAGGGUGACGACGAUGACGGGCUUGGUUUAGGCUGGCUGGAGCUAAAUGAGCCGUGCGGCUUACAGUGGUGUUCGGAGCUUUGGGCCUUGUGCCUUGUCAGCUAUCAGAUCAUUGCGAGGGUGGUGGCAGUGUGGCAAGCGUCAUGUUCACUAAAUAGAAGCCUACGUAGGCAUGCCUCAACUGCUUGCGAACCAGGCUGA
Messenger RNA from Gaeumannomyces tritici R3-111a-1, 327 nucleotides. RefSeq lists its product as hypothetical. NCBI's taxonomy places the organism in Eukaryota, Fungi, Ascomycota, Sordariomycetes, Magnaporthales, Magnaporthaceae. The coding region runs from base 1 to 327 and encodes 108 amino acids. The record is from RefSeq and is a predicted model, not a curated record. The transcript is spliced from 3 exons.